Molecule: messenger RNA, 624 nt
Organism: Penicillium coprophilum
Lineage: Eukaryota; Fungi; Ascomycota; Eurotiomycetes; Eurotiales; Aspergillaceae
Exons: 2
Coding region: 1-624 (207 amino acids)
Molecular function (GO): acyltransferase activity, transferring groups other than amino-acyl groups
Source: RefSeq, a predicted model, not a curated record
AUGGAAUCAUCACCAAAUUCCCUUGUGCUGGAGCUCGCGACGCUGGAAGACGUUCCCGCCAUCACCGAGGUAUGGUUCGCUGCCUUCACACAACCGGUGAUUGGGCAACUUUUCCCUAACACCCCCGGUAUGCAUCAAUGGCAGCGAGAUCGACACUAUGGAGACAUUCAGAAACCACACUACAAAUACCUACGAGUAGUUGACACCGAGUCAAAAGAUGAGCAAGGCCGACCGCGACUAGUUGCCUUCGGCAAAUGGGACCUGGCAAUGCCAGAUGAGCGAGGUCGUCGCUUUCCUUCUUGGCAUGCUGACUCGCCCUAUCAGGAGUGCGAGGACUGUAUUGCAAGCUUGGAGCAGGCCAGGAAGCGUGUCAUGGGCGAUGAGAAACAUUACUACCUAGAUUCCCUUGGCACUCAUCCUGACUAUCAACGGCGUGGAGCUGGAUCUAUGUUGGUCCAGUGGGGCUGUGAUCUGGCGGAUAAGGAUGGCGUUGCAGCCUACGUGGAUGCUAGUAAAGAGGGUGCGUCGCUAUACCUGAAACACGGUUUUGUGGACUUCAAUCCACCCGGCUCUAGUGUAGCUGCGAUGGCUCGUCGUAAGGUGGCUCCGAGUGAUUAUAUUUAA